This is a messenger RNA of Yamadazyma tenuis ATCC 10573, 2324 nucleotides long. It is a transcript of the gene ZCF30, whose product is annotated as Zcf30p. Gene Ontology annotation, cellular component: nucleus. The record is from RefSeq and is a predicted model, not a curated record. Gene Ontology annotation, biological process: DNA-templated transcription; regulation of DNA-templated transcription. Lineage: Eukaryota; Fungi; Ascomycota; Pichiomycetes; Serinales; Debaryomycetaceae. Gene Ontology annotation, molecular function: DNA-binding transcription factor activity, RNA polymerase II-specific; transcription cis-regulatory region binding; zinc ion binding.
AUGGCUCGUGAGAAGCGAACAAAGCCGUGCUUCAACUGCAAGCGGUCCAAGGUCAAGUGUAUAUACACGGACGUCUUGCCGUGUGAACGAUGUGUCAAAACUGGCCAAUCCAGUGGAUGUACUUUUGUUCCCAAGCUUCCUAAUCUUCGAUUACCGGUGAUAAACACCGAACCAACUCUUUACAAUGGCUUGAACCCUCCACGCCACCAACCUGUACAACACCACAACAACCACCCACAGCCAGGAAUGGUCUUGCCGCCCUUAACUCCUAUCUCCACGUCUGGGCCUGUCACAGGUCCGCUCCCUCAAGCACAGAAGACUCAUCAUAUACGACGGGGUGUAUCGCUAAUACCACCCAAGGACCAGCACAGUAAUGACAGCCAAUGGAAGAAUCAGAUGGAAGACAAAAUGAACAGCUUUGAUACCAAGUUGAACGAUUUGGUUGAUGUCUUACGAAGUAAUCAAAGAUUAUUGGUUCAACAACAAGAACAGUUCCAACUUCAACAGAACAGUAACCUCGAGUUGGAAAACGACACAAACAUGAACUCCUCUUUGAGCCGUCAGAUAAGUAGUGAGUCAACCUAUUCAAGUCGGAGUCUGGAUAACGAAAAUGUAUCCAAGCGGAGGAAAUUAACUGAUGAUGUAUUUAACGACUUUCGAAAUGAUAUUCUCACCUUGGACGAGGCAAAGGACUUGUUUCACUUUUUCGAUAAGAAUAUCACUCCUCAGUUGUUUGGAUUCGAGAUAGCCAAGUUCUCGGUUGACACCAUGUGGGAAACAUCGCCCAUAUUAAUUUGUGCCAUUUGUACCAUAUCUUCUAUGCACCAUCCAAACUCCAGUCUUUCUUCGAGGCACCUGAUGUUGCUGAAGCAUCUACAUAAACUUUGUGGGGACUUACUAUACCAAGGCCGUCCCAACACUGAAGUUGAUGCCUUUAAUACAAUUCUUGCAUUAAUAUUUUGCAGCUUUUGGUUAUCAGACUCACAAAUGUUUACUGGUUUGGCCCUUCAGAUGGCCAAAGAAGUUGGUUUAGACCGAACUGACCACAGUCAUCAUAGAAACGCUCCAGGAACUUUAAAUCCCAAAGAUAGGCUCAAGCUUUGGUAUUUGCUUUAUAUUCUCGAUGGUCAACAAAGUUUGACGUACAACAGACAACCAUUGGUCAAUUCUAGGGAGUACAGUCUUCAGCACAGUCGCAGUCUAUUGAUGCCCAACGACAAAACUAUAUCUAGUGGAGAAAAUCACGCUUACUUGUUACCUGAAACAGAACCCGAAGAGUCAAAAGAGGAGCACCGAGAACAACCCCCAUCGCCCACUUUUACGGAUAUGAGAAUAGUUUCACAAGUGGAAUAUAACCAAGCCCUCAGCGGCGCGUUUGCAGGGAACGCAUGGGAUUUGCUCACUCCCGCAUCACUUGGUAUUCCUUCCAAGAGUAAUUUGGAAUUGGAUAAGUGGAUGGUAUCAUGGACAGUGUUGUUGUCGCCCAUGAACAACGGUGCUGUUUGGUCCUCCAAAUCUACUUUGAUCUACUAUAACUUUGCAAAGAUGCACAUUAAUUCAUCGGCGGUCAGGCAAUUACAAGCCAAGAAUCCAAGAAGUGAUAAUGAGUUUCCUAAGCUUGAUCAACUACUGCAAGGACCAAAACGACCUGAACCUCCAAGACCAAACACAAGAUCCCCGGUUGAGGAAGAGAAAGAUUGGGAAGACUCGUCCGACGAUGACGAGGAGUUUAUCAGCAACGAAGAGUUGGUUCACAAGGAUGAAUCGACAAUUAAUGCUAACAUUGCAUUCACCGCAGCCCAAACAGUAUUGAAUUUAGUUCUCAACGACAAGGACAUCAAGGAGAACUUGAAGUAUGUUCCAGUACAUGUUCACAUAAUGCUUUACUACGCUUCGCUUUUAUUGGUUGAAGACCGAAUCAGCCUUGAAGUUGAUGAUGAUUUGGCGUCUCUGUUCAAGAAGUCUAUCAUCAACCUUGGAACACUUUCUUCGCUACGCCAGGUGAUUUCGGAUAAUUUUCCCGUUGACAAGAAUUUUGGUGAGAGGCUUAUCAUAAGUAUGGAUGAGCUCAUUGGAGAUAGAACUGCCAAGUUGAAGGUGAGUAUCUUGGAUUCAGACAUCGACAAAACCAUAAAACAGAAGCUAGCAGCCCAAUUGUCAUCUGUAGGAGAAACUGUCUCCACCAAAUUUGAACUAUUUGAAGAAAAGAGUACCAGAGGCUCGUCCCCGGGAAUUUACGCCUGGCCUGGUUCAAAUCACGGCCAUCCUUCCCAACAGUAAUUAUUCAUAGACGUCAUAUAUUCAUUGUACAUUAUUUAUUGCGA